Messenger RNA from Mucor mucedo, 982 nucleotides. RefSeq lists its product as uncharacterized. Gene Ontology annotation, molecular function: acyltransferase activity, transferring groups other than amino-acyl groups. The transcript is spliced from 2 exons. The coding region runs from base 120 to 860 and encodes 246 amino acids. The record is from RefSeq and is a predicted model, not a curated record. NCBI's taxonomy places the organism in Eukaryota, Fungi, Mucoromycota, Mucoromycetes, Mucorales, Mucoraceae.
CUAGAAACCAAAAUAUGAAACUCCUUUUCAAUUCUUUUUUUGUAUAAAUAGAAAAGAGUAAAGUGAUUUUCCCUAAAAAUUAUUUUAUUCAUCAAUCAUAAAAACUUUACAUCAUUGCUAUGCCCGUUGCUAUACCCGAAAAGCGUGUCUCCAGAAAAAUCACUGUGAAUUUGGAUCACCAUCAAACCAAUGUUCGACCUGUUAUUAAAGGUGCCAUUAAGGAAGCCUCUCAUACUUUAACAGAAUCAUUCAACUCCAACAAAUCUCUUCAAGUAUCUACUGUAAAUUUGGAUGAAACUAAGCGUGAUGAUUUCCUCUUCAACUUGUUCAGGGGCAUGGUUGAUACUGCCUCUCUUCAAAGCCGAGAUUUUGCUGUACAAGUAGAUGGUUGUAAAGGUGUCUUGGUCUGGUCUAAUCGUUCCCAACUGUUUUCUUGGCCCAAUACCAUGCAAACAUUCAAAUAUGCUCGCCGUUUAGGCUGGACAGCCGCUUUAAGAACAAUUCUCAAGCUAAAGUCAACUAGUGCAGAUAAACUGCGUCGUAAAAUUAUGACGAAUUACCCAAAGCAUAUUACUAUCGGAUUUAUUGGUGUUCUUCCACACGAGCAAGGUAAAGGAGUUGGAACUGCUCUUGUUGAACACGUUUUGGAUAAGGCAGAUCAAACACAUUAUCCAGUCUAUGUCGAAGCUACUGACUACCAAGCUGUUAAAUUUUUUGAGCGAUUUGGGUUUGUUUCUCAGGGUCAAAUUGCGCUUGAUAAAGAUCAACUUAUCACAAUUACACCGAUGGUGCGUCAGCCUGUUACAAUGAACGAGCCUGUACCUUUCCAUGUGCGUCCUGGCAGAAAAGACUCAGACUAAAUAAGCUUCUAAAAUUAUCCCCAAACAUUAUUAUAUACCCCUAUUUAUUCCUUAUACACUACAAUUUUAAUAAAACUUGUUCAUCUUAGAUCAAUAAAUUUUUAUUGGUUCACAUCUACUCA